CGAGGACACUGAUCGAUCUUCAUCUGUGAAUGAAGACAAACUUUUGAUGGAUGAGAGCCUUUAUAUGGCCGAUCACCCGGUCGACAUCGACUCCUCAAAAUCUGAGUCUCACCACAGCAACAUCUUGAGCGUUGUCGAUCAUGAACAAGAUAUCCAAUCCGACCACUCAAUUGUAGGAGUCGAAGCCAACGCUAUCCACGGAUCUCAACCGCACACUCUCCCACCCGAUGACCAAAACAUAGUCAUCUCCGAGAGUCAGAAGAUUGAUGAAACGCAACUCAUAGCGACUUUUGAACAACCUCCUUUAUCCAAUGCGCAAUCUAAAUCUACCGAUCUUCCAGGACACGCAGACCCGGUAAAUGUUAGCCUCUCAACCAGCCCGACGGAUAGCAACGAAUCCCGCACGGCAUCUCAGCAGGCUGAGCGUACGCUUCCUCAUUCACCACGUCCGAUCAUUCCGAUCCGACGAAUGCCUCGAGCUGAGGAGCAACUCCUCAAUCCUCGAUCUGUCGAAGAAAGAUCUAAGAUUUCGACUGGAAUACAAACUGACCUCAUGGCCAAUGGUCAAAUUCAAAAACCAACAUCGGACGAUGUCUUACGGCCUAGGAUCCGAUACCAAUCAGAUGGAACUUUUACUACUUUUGCUGUUGAUUAUCAUAUGACAUCAAUACGUUGCAAGAGAGGAAGAGAAGAAGACAAAGCACCGAUGAAGACAUCUGAAGAUAGUGACGAAAAAACUGAGGAUGAAGCAGUUGAGAUUGCUCAAGAGAAAGAAGAAGUGGAAGUGGAAGUGGAAGAGGAUCGUGUACCCAAGAGACGUAAAUUGGCAGGUUUCAUCCCAUCUGUGAAAUCAUUGGCUAUCUUUGCUCUAGGUGGUGUGGCUACUGUUGCUGGGAUUUUAGCCUUUGAAGAUAUUUGAAGAUCUAUAAUCGGUUGUUUGCAAUAUCGAAGGAUUAUCAUUCAAAUAGGGAAAAUGAAUUUGACUAUAUUUGUUGUACAUGUAAAAAAAGCUCAAGGGUUCCAUUUUUUCUUAUCUGCAUAGUUUUAAGCGUGUAUGUGUCUUUGUUGUUGAGGGAUGAAGUGCAAUUAGUUUUGAAUUGUUGUAUUGUUCUAAUUGUACGUGAUCCGAUGAUUUUUUUUCUGGUUUAUUGGUCUGACAUAUUAGACGAGAUGAAGACUGAUGUUUGAAAUUCUAUUCCACACAUUCUCAAACAUUGGAUCAAGAGAAAGUUGCUAUAUCAUUUUUUCAGUUGGUUUAUAUUUUUGUUAUAUUACUACAUACAUGAUGUUGUGGGAUUAUUUGUUUGAAAGGAGAUUUGGCAUGU
Melampsora larici-populina 98AG31 is the source of this 1325-nucleotide messenger RNA. RefSeq lists its product as uncharacterized. The transcript has a single exon. Lineage: Eukaryota; Fungi; Basidiomycota; Pucciniomycetes; Pucciniales; Melampsoraceae. The coding region runs from base 47 to 919 and encodes 290 amino acids. The record is from RefSeq and is a predicted model, not a curated record.